GAGGAGCCAGCCAGCCAGCUUGUCCAUUCUCUCUCUCUCAUCUCCACACACCAUGUCCAUCUCACCACCUUCAUCCCUGUUGCAUCUAUCUAGACCAUCUUCACUCAGACCCACACCAUCCACUCGCAGGCAUCGAUCCAGUAGUAUCCAUAGCAGUGGCGUAGAGAAUAUGUCCAUGUCGUCCUCUGGGUCAUCGUCGACAUCCUUUAGGCGAUUCUCUCUCACAGACCCAACAGCGACAGCAGCUCCAGCUCCAGCCGCCUCUUUCUCAUCCUCUGCUGCAUCAUCCUCAUCCUCCUCUCACUCCUCCUCCUCCUCUCGACCACUCCACCCCAUGUCAUUCUCUCAAAUCUCACUCCACCUUCCCGACAGCGAUGGAGAUCAACGAGCUUGUGUCGCUAAGCGAGGAAGUCACACAUCCACAGACAUCCUGUCUACAUUGGCAGAAGGCUCUGUAGGACUCGCCGUACCUAGAGAUCGGUGGCAGCCCGAUUGUUCCUCAGCCCUCUGCAGCUUUCCAUGUUGUACUGCCCUCUUCGCUCCACCCGAGAACAGAAGCUACUUUGCUCUCUAUCGCAGAAGACAUCACUGUCGUCUGUGCGGGUUACUCUUUUGUGCCGAUCACACGACUCAACGUGCCCCAGUCACCGUGACCGAUGCCAACGGAGCUCAAUCCAUCGUCAGUGAACGAGUCUGCGACGUGUGCAUCCCUCCACCCAGAGACGGCGGGGCUGGCCUCUCGGGACAACCUUCUCGCCGUGGCAGUCAAACAUCCUCCGUCACCGAUUCCAACCGACUUUCCGAGACCAUUCUCACCCCUUCCGAAGAAGUCCCUAUCCUCAACGCUUCACUCGUCUGUUCUCAAGUCUCCAGUCCAGUGCACGCUUCACCCGAACAGCUCGCCCCCAUUCAAUCGUGGAUGGAUGCAUCUGGCAUUCUGUCACUCUACCCCCUCGCAGUCAAUGCAUCCCAUUCUGGUCGUCCACCCUCCAAUCCAUCCGCACCACCCCUUUUCACUCGUCGUGACAAAUCACCCGUACAAACACUCCAUCAACGUCGUCAAGCCAAACAUGCCGAGCUUUGGAUUCCUGAAAAAUGGGGUUACAAGCGCGAACAGUUCGAUGUCACCUAUCAUCAGGAUUUCGACGGCGAUUCCGAUGCAGAGGAACCUGCAGGUGGUAUCGUCGAAGAUGGCCCUUUCAGAUAUCGAGCGCCCGCCAAACGAGCCGUCAAUCCGGCUCGUACACCCACGCUCUCGAGGCAGAGCUCAGUAGGCGAGCUCAGCAAGGCACCCAGGGUGCAUGUCAAUCUCUAGAUAACAUCCUGCAUAAAUCAACCAUAUUCUUUCAGGUUGUAUUUUUAUUAGAAUUCUUUUUUCAAUUGUUGUCUGUGCAUAAGGUUUUCUCCCCGCCCCACCAACCAAAGAAGC
Molecule: messenger RNA, 1429 nt
Organism: Kockovaella imperatae
Lineage: Eukaryota; Fungi; Basidiomycota; Tremellomycetes; Tremellales; Cuniculitremaceae
Exons: 3
Coding region: 53-1315 (420 amino acids)
Molecular function (GO): metal ion binding
Source: RefSeq, a predicted model, not a curated record